Musca vetustissima is the source of this 2296-nucleotide messenger RNA. RefSeq names its product mitotic spindle assembly checkpoint protein MAD1 (gene Mad1). The record is from RefSeq and is a predicted model, not a curated record. NCBI's taxonomy places the organism in Eukaryota, Metazoa, Arthropoda, Insecta, Diptera, Muscidae. Gene Ontology annotation, biological process: mitotic spindle assembly checkpoint signaling; attachment of mitotic spindle microtubules to kinetochore. Bases 45 to 2294 code for a protein of 749 amino acids. The transcript has 7 exons. Gene Ontology annotation, cellular component: kinetochore; nuclear envelope; mitotic spindle.
UUAUAACGAAAAGGGGAGAUUAUUAAUAAAUUUUUUUAUACAAAAUGGAAGAUAUUAAAACAAGUUUAGAUAAAAUAUUGGCCAAAUUCAAUGAUUCCGUUUCACAUUCGGCACCGAAAAAAUUAACAUUCGAACAUUUGAGUGAUUCCUUCAAUGAUUCGGGUACAAUUCCCAAAAAGAGACGAUUGUCGCAGAGUUUUGAAGAUAAUGGCUUGAAUAUCAGUCUCAACAAUAGCAAUAUAUCGUUGAAUAGCAGUGCCGCUCCACCACCCAGUCCGUGGGAGACCAGGCGAAUGAAGGCAGAUUUAAUUGAGGCUAGGACAAGGAUUUCAAAACUCAAGCAGGAAGUGGAUCGUUUGCACAAAUUGCGCCAGGAGUCGGAGACUAUAUACGAAAGUCGUGUUACCGAACUAAAAAAGCAAUGUGAAUUCUCUUCCAAUAAAAUCCAAGAUUUGGAAAAACAUAUGCAGUUGCUAAGAAAACGUGAACAUGCAGCCAAACAAGAUCUGAUCAAGGCUCAAAGUGAGUUGCAGCAACAAAAGCAUGGCUAUGAGGAGGUGAUUAUUAAAUUGCAGCGGGCCAAGCAUGAGGUGGAGGAAAAUGCGCGCUUGGUUCAGAACAGUAUGGCCAAUGAAUUGGGUGAAUACAAGAGACAUGCGGAGAAAAUUGAAUUGGAAUUGGAGCUAAGCUGCGAUGAAUUGGAGUCCCUUAGAAGUCAAAUGGAUGACUUGAAAUCCAAGGCCUCCUGUUAUGAUGAUCUGAAGUUGGACCAUGAAAAAGUCAACCAGGAAUUGGAAAAUGCCAAUCAACGUAUCAAGGAAUUGGAAUUUGAAAUUGCUUCGUAUAAUGAUUGGAAAGAAAUUACGAAGAACUCCCAAGAUCGCUUGCUUAGCAUUCCCAAUAUGGACAAAGAAUUGGAGCGAUUACGAUCCAACAAUAAACACCUACAAGACUUAUUGGGCAAUAAAUUACUUUUGGAGGAGCAAGUUUAUGAUUUGCGGUCCCGUCUCGAGCGAGAAGAAGGUGCUCGCUCUGAAGUUGUAGCCCUGCAAGUCCAGCUAAAACAUGCCCAAGAAGAAGUUAAGGAAUGGGUAAAGGUGGCCCAAGAUCAUUGCUCACCAAAUACGCUAGUCAGUCCAUUGGCAUUGCGAGCUCGCAUUGAAGAACUCCUUCAACAUGAUGUCCUUAUGGCAAGUGAAAAAAAUACCAAGGCUUCUGAAUCGAAAACAAUGGAAUCUGAACUCUUGGAUUACAAACAAAAAUGUGAAAUCUAUUCGAAAAAUAUGGAAGAAUUGAAUGUGGCUCUCAAACGUCAUAAGGCCUUUAAGGAUCGUGUGCAAAAGAAACUCUUAUUGGUCUCCAAGGAACGGGAUUGUUAUAAACAACUAUUGGAGAACUUUGAAAAAGACCUAACCAUUUCCAAUCCCACUGCACCAGAUCUAUCUUCCACAGAGAAUCAAUUGAAGACACGUAUUGAAAUGUUAGAGAAGACCUUAGUGGGUUACAAGGAUAUGUGUGCCAGUUUGGAGAAAGAAUUAAAUUCUGCCAAAUCGCUACCAAAUUCCGAACAGACUGGUGAUCAAAGUAGUGUUAACAUGAGUGUGGAUGCCAAUGCCUCUGGUUAUGAACAUUUCAAAAAGGAAUUGGAUACUCUGCGCAUGGAAAAUGAACGUUUGAGAAGACGCAAAGAGGAAUUAGAGUUGGAAUUGGAACAUCGUUGUCUCAAAGGUGAUUUCAAUAUGGACAAAUAUAAGGUGGUCCAUAUGAGAAUGAAUCCAGCCAAUGAGGCCUAUGAAAAUGCCGAUAAUUUAAUUGAAAAAUUACAGGCGGAGAUUGAACGUUUAAAACGCAAAAACAAAAAACUCGAAGAAGACAAUGAAGUCACUCAGGCCCGUCUCAAUGAAACCAGCAACAUGACGAUGAAUUUCAAGGAAAUAAAUCAGCUGCGCGGUGAACUCGAGUCAAUGAAUUCCAAAAUGAAGAAAAUGAAGGAAUGCUACAAAACAGCCAGCAUGGAGUUCCGUGAAGUUGUUUACAUGCUAUUUGGCUAUCGUAUUGACAGAGUGGGAUCCAAUACAAAUUACAAAAUCUCCAGCAUGUAUGCCGAAGAUCCAGAUCAUUACUUAAAUUUCCGUUUAAAUGAAUCCAAUAUGUUGGAUAUGCUGGAGACACCAUACUCAGCAACGCUUAAGUCACUGAUUGAAACCCAGCUGGUGGGCAAUAAAUCGCUGCCCGCCUUUUUAAGUGCAUUAACAUUGGAUCUAUUUCAAAAGGCAACAAUAACAAUGUCUUAAUA